Hyposmocoma kahamanoa is the source of this 3631-nucleotide messenger RNA. It is a transcript of the gene Pax, whose product is annotated as paxillin. Gene Ontology annotation, cellular component: cytoplasm; focal adhesion; cell-cell junction. The transcript has 9 exons. Gene Ontology annotation, biological process: cell-cell adhesion; positive regulation of integrin-mediated signaling pathway; positive regulation of substrate adhesion-dependent cell spreading. The coding region runs from base 57 to 1871 and encodes 604 amino acids. NCBI's taxonomy places the organism in Eukaryota, Metazoa, Arthropoda, Insecta, Lepidoptera, Cosmopterigidae. The record is from RefSeq and is a predicted model, not a curated record.
GACUGUCCACGGGAGUGACUAGCACCUGCUUAUAUACCCCGGCAUCGGCAAAAGGGAUGGCGUCCGUGCGCACGCGCUCCGCAUCCCCCAAAACCGUCUCGUUCUCCCCUGUACUCGAGCGGAAGUACAGCGCGGACAGAGCCGGCCCAUCAUAUCCUUCCGAGUUGAAAUCCACCGACUGGAGGAAGUACUUUACGGAUUUCAGUGCAUACCUUGACGCCCUGCUCGCUGAUCUACAAAACUCCAUCAACCCCGGUGCCAGAGUCGGGAGUCCAGGUCGCACUAGCUCCCCUGGUGGCCGCACAACUUCACCUGGCAGAACCAGUUCUCCACUCGGAAGGGGAGGUUCUCCCGGUCGUCUGAGUUCACAGGGAAGCCUCAGCUCACCCACAUCAACAGGCUAUGGCUCCAUCAAUGGCACAAAGAAUAUCAGCUCUGAUUAUGCUAAACCUGGAUCGCCCACAUAUCUGAACACCAGCAACCUCAACGAGAAGAUCGUCCCUGUGAAAUACACUGGCAACCAAUCAGGAUACUCUCCGGGCUACAACACUGGCCAAUCAGCUGGCUAUGGCAGGACCACCGGUGGAACCGGGCGAGGCAACCUGUCCGAACUGGACACCUUACUGGAUGAUCUGAGCCACGCGCGUUACGGGAACUACACUGACAAAUAUCUGGACAGAACUGAUGGAUAUGCUCGCACCAAUGGCGCUACAAGCCCUGCGUCGUCCAGGCCGACAGUGGAUUCACUUCUGGACCAGCUGAGCACAGACGUGCCAAAUGGAAGAGGAUCAGUGUCUCCAGUGCCAGGACCAACGGGUAGCCUCCCAAGACCUGGCACCAAGCAGGUGACGGUGACUGUGCACGAGACGGUCGUUGAGCCUGCGCAGUCGCAGCUGCAGCCGCCUAUAUCGGUGCCUGUGCGCCACCACCACCAUGCCUCCAGCGCCACUAAGGAACUUGAUGAUCUAAUGGCCUCGCUCUCCGACUUCAAAGUAAGCGGCACAGGCGGCGAGGGCGGAACCCACGUGUAUCGCGAGAAGCGCGCGUGGCAAGAGCACUACCGCAGCAGUCCGCGGCAGGCCGAACCCGCCUCUCUUGAGCAUAUGCUCGGAUCUCUCCGAGCAGACAUGAGCCGCCAAGGAGUCCAGACCCCCCAGAAGGGAUGCUGCAACGCCUGCGAGAAGCCCAUCGUCGGACAGGUCAUCACCGCGUUGGGCCAGACAUGGCAUCCGGAGCACUUCACCUGCGCACAUUGCAACCAGGAGCUCGGUACAAGGAAUUUCUUCGAGCGCGACGGCAGGCCAUACUGCGAGCCUGACUAUCACAACCUGUUCUCUCCCCGAUGCGCCUACUGCAACGGACCUAUCUUGGAUAAAUGCGUAACUGCGUUGGAGAAGACCUGGCACACGGAGCACUUCUUCUGCGCUCAAUGCGGCCAACAGUUCGGAGAGGACGGGUUCCAUGAAAGGGACGGCAAACCAUACUGCCGCGCGGACUAUUUCGAUAUGUUCGCGCCCAAGUGCGGUGGCUGCAAUAAACCCAUCAUGGAAAACUACAUCUCCGCGCUCAAUACGCAAUGGCAUCCAGAUUGCUUCGUCUGCAAGGAAUGCCGCGAACCCUUCCACGGCGGUUCGUUCUUCGAACACGAAGGGCAGCCUUACUGCGAGACGCACUACCACGGCAAGAGAGGCUCCCUCUGCGCUGGCUGCCACAAGCCCAUCGCCGGCCGAUGCAUCACCGCCAUGUUCCGGAAGUUCCACCCCGAACACUUCGUCUGCGCUUUCUGCCUACGACAACUUAACAAAGGCACUUUUAAAGAGCAAAAUGACAAGCCUUAUUGCCACACUUGCUUUGAAAAACUGUUUGGCUAAACUCGAUAAAGAAACGUUUUCUUGGUGGUUUCAUAAGCGAUUGUAUAAUGGACAUUUCAGUCUUUAACAUUAUAAUUUGAGGAUGUAAGUGGGUGACAUUUAUUUAAUACGAAAGAGCAAAAGAGUGUUGUGCAAAGAACACAAGUUAAGUGACUCUUUCAUGUUACUAAAUAGUUGGCUAAACUAGUAACCUGAUGAAGCCACAUGGGACUUGUGAACUCAUGUCUCAGGAUGACGGGUGCAGUGACAUUACCCCUCAGAUCUUUGCGAUUUAAAUUGUUGAUAGGCCUGUCGCUUACCACCAGGCGCACGACUUGUUCGUCCCGAUGAUUGGAAUGAUAAAAAAAAGUGUUAGGAAUGAAUUCCCAACACUGACCGAAACAUACUAGUUCCCCUUGUCCGAUCUAAAUAGUUCACAGGUUUUUCUAGUUCAGUGGGAACUAGGAACUGUCUGCGUUGUGAAGCCUAAAACGCAAUGUGAUCUUGUUAGUUCACCUAUUGUUUACAUCAGCAGGAACUGUUUUUGUGCUUUUUAGUACAAGUUCGAGACAGAGAUGUACGACAACGUUGCCAGCUCGUUUACGUCUCUAAUACGUGACACUCAACGACGCAGUUGUAUUUGUCAGGUUAAUUAAAUUGUAAUGAUUUCAUACAAAAUGUAUACAUUUUUUUAAUAUUUGGUAAAGUGUUACGAUUGACCUAAUAUUACUAAGUCCGAAGUAGUUCAUGUGAAUAAAAGUAGUAGUUUGAACCGUUCGUUCAAUGUCCGAGCGAACUAAAAGAACUAGAAGACCGAUUUAGCUCAAAUGACCGACCCCUUUUGCUCAAUCCAAUUGAAUAUGUGUCACCAAGUUACGAAGACAAAAGGGGAAAAGACGUGGUUGUCCAUUGUUUCAGAUUUUUAUGUAUUUUUGUAGUAAUUUCAAAAAACUUUACAAUUCAAAUGGGAAAGAAUCUCUCUCUCAUUGCCCAGAAACAUGAGCAAAAUACAGAACGUCGUAUAACAACAAUGUUUCUUUCCCUCUUUAGUCCUUAUCUCUUCUCUGGAAAGGCAAAAAAGCAAAAGCGCCGCGAGAAAGUGGUAAUUUGUCAGAUUACUAAAGGACCAAAAAUCGCUACUUUGAUCGAUGCGAAACUUGGACAGAUUGAUGCAGAAACCUUUAACCCUAACACCUAUAACGUAAAACUCAAACCUAUGUAUUAUAAUACAUAUGAUUCAUUUUUGCUUAGACUUGUGUUUUAGGCUGUUUCGCCUUUCCAUUGACGAUAUUGUAUUAGGGUGUAGUCACACGAGCUCACUUCCACUGCAACAGCAAAAUAACAGACCGCCUGCUGCCCACACGACUGCACUAGCAAUCGAUAGCUCAUGUGUCUAUGCAUUAAGUUUAUUAUGUUAUAUGUAAUGUAAAGGCUCAAAGCCUAAAGCUGUUGCACAAAAUGCAGCUUACAAUUUUACGAAUUCACGUUUUAAUGUACAUGCUUUUAGAACUCUCUUUUGUACCAUCAAAUAAAGAAUACGUUAGGCCUACCGACUACAAUUAAAAGUAAUUAUGAUUGCAAAUUAAUAAAUAAAACUACAGUUGAAGGCGAAGCGAAUUUUCAAACACGCGAUCAAGAACGAUUACAUGAACAACUAUAGUCUCUGUUUACUGUCUUUUUUGAAGACAGAGUAAAAUGACAUUCGUAGGAUUGCCAGUUUUCAUAAAAUUUUAAAUAGUUAUGUAGUUGUUGUCGAUAGUUUUAUCGAUAGAUUGUGAAAC